CGGAGCUGCUCAGGACUCCUCACCGGAGCUGCCGCCCUGAGGCUCCAUUAGUAUCCCUUCCUCGCACCAGCAAGGCUGAUAUUGUCUUCCCCAUCUCUUUCCUCUCUCCCUCCCCAUCUCUUUCCUCCCUCCCCCUGUCUCCGGUGUGUCACCCACUGACGGCAGGAGCAAAGAUACCAAAGGCUCCUGUCUAGUAUCUCUGGGCAGGAGGGAGACGUCCAGUGAGCACGGGGUUUGAACAGACCCGUGUGUUCCGAUCAGUCUCCAGAUCAAAAAGUACAAAGUCAAGGCCCUUGGAUGCGAGAAGCCUGUAUCCUGCAAUGGAAGCCACCCCACUGGAAAGAUGCCACAUUGGCCUACUGCGCUGGUUUGUGGCGGCAACACAGAUUCUUGGGUUGACUGCAGUAAUCAUAACUGGUGUAUGGCUGGGUCACUAUCAAGGAGGUUUUGCAUGGGAUGGAAGUUCGCAACAGUUCAAUGUUCACCCACUGUGCAUGGUGCUUGGAAUGGUCUUCCUCUAUGGAGAUGCAAUUCUGGUCUUCAGAACGCUCAGAAACGAGAGUAAAACCACUGCCAAGAUCCUGCAUGCAAGCAUCCAACUGCUAGCACUGGUGGCUGUUAUUGUAGGUACGAUUGCUGUGUUUGAUUUUCACACCGCGCAGAAUAUCCCCCAGAUGUACAGCCUUCACAGCUGGUGUGGCCUCUUAACCAUUAUUCUCUUCUGUUUACAGUGGGUUAUGGGACUGACAUUCUUCCUGCUACCUACCUUGUCCUAUUCAUUACGAGCCAUCUACCACCCCUAUCAUGUGUACUUUGGACUGGGGCUCUUUAUUCUGGCCAUUGGGACCUGUCUGGCUGGGAUCACAGAGAAGCUGUUGUUUUCCAUCGGAGCCACGUACUCCAAGUACGACCCCCAGGGGAUCCUGGCUAAUGUCCUCGGGCUGUUGCUGGUUUCCUUUGGAUUUGUGGUGGGCUACAUCUUGAGCCGGGACGAGUGGAAGCGGGAGGCGAGCCCUGAGGAAGAGGCCCUGUCCAUGCACUUCAAGACCCUGACUGAAGGAGGGAGUCCUGACUCACAGCGGGAUCAGUGAAGGUCAACGUUCAGAUCCGAAGCACCAAGUAAAAUUGUGGCAGUGUGGUGUUUGCUGUGUCAAUGUGUGAGCGCAACUGGAAAAGGCAGCAGGUCGGUUCAUGUCUGUUGUCUGGUGGUUCACAAUGUCAAAUUUCUUACCAAAUGCCAAGUUGUCCAGGACACCCCCAGUAGAUUGCCACUAGGGUCAAUGGAUGGGGCAGAAAUCCUUUGGGUCUGAGUCCUGACCAUAUCCAGAUCUCUCCCUUCUUGGCCAGUCAUCCACUUUGCUCCCUAUCUACAUCCAGCUCCCAACAGGCAUGGUCCAUGCCGCCAUCAAUGCCUCAUACCCCAAGCAGGCCUGGGUUAGAGCAACACUGCAACAUCAGUGUUGUGAAGGAGAGGGUCAGGGUGUGCUCUAGAUGCCAGGCUUGGGGCAGGAUAUUAAGCAGGUGGAGGAGCUUUUCUCCCUCCCGAUCUUACUCGGAGACCUUCAACACCGGCCUUCAACACUUUGUGCUCUUUUGUGUU
This is a messenger RNA of Amblyraja radiata (thorny skate), 1600 nucleotides long. RefSeq names its product cytochrome b561 (gene cyb561). The coding region runs from base 321 to 1091 and encodes 256 amino acids. Gene Ontology annotation, cellular component: lysosomal membrane. The transcript has 7 exons. NCBI's taxonomy places the organism in Eukaryota, Metazoa, Chordata, Chondrichthyes, Rajiformes, Rajidae. Gene Ontology annotation, molecular function: oxidoreductase activity. The record is from RefSeq and is a predicted model, not a curated record.